Molecule: messenger RNA, 984 nt
Organism: Pyricularia oryzae 70-15
Lineage: Eukaryota; Fungi; Ascomycota; Sordariomycetes; Magnaporthales; Pyriculariaceae
Exons: 2
Coding region: 131-904 (257 amino acids)
Biological process (GO): ubiquinone biosynthetic process
Cellular component (GO): mitochondrial inner membrane
Molecular function (GO): 3-demethoxyubiquinol 3-hydroxylase activity
Source: RefSeq, a predicted model, not a curated record
GCCGGCUAGCCAUCACUUUCAUCAUGUCAUGACAUGAUCUUAGUCUACAAAGUAAUAAAUGAAUUCGAAACUCAAAUCCAUUUAGUUAAUUGAUUUUCUAUCGAGAGCUCCAGUGAAUUUCGCACACAAGAUGCCGCAUCCAACAGCUUUUCCCAGCGCUCUAAGGAGCAUACGCAUCUCUCAACGGCCGAUAUGUGACUUUCUCGUACCGGCCCUCUUCUCCAACACCAGCAGCAGCAGUAGCCCUCGAUGGCUGUCAACGAGCACCCGGUUGGCUGCAACUACAACCACCCCGCCAUCGCAGCCGACCGACUCCAAGCCCAAGCGGAAGCCAUUAACAAAGGAGCAGCGUGACUUUCUCUCCUCUGCUCUCCGCGUAAACCAAGCCGGCGAGCUCGCCGCCGUGCGCAUCUACGCCGCGCAGACCCCCGUCGUCGUGACGCGCCACCCGCACCUCCGCCCGCUAAUGGCGCACAUGCGCGAGCAAGAGGAAGGGCACCUGCGGACGUUCAACUCGAUGAUCGCGGCGCGGCGGGUGCGCCCGACAGUCAUGUACCCGGUCUGGUCCGCGGCGGCGACGACGCUGGGCUGGGCGACGGCCAUGAUGGGCCGCGAGGCCGCCAUGGCGUGCACCGAGGCAGUUGAGACCGAGAUUGGCGACCACUAUAACGGGCAGAUCCGUUCGCUGCUCGAGAUGGUGACCGGCUGGGAGAGGGACGGCUACGAGGUCGGGGAUGAGUUUAGGGACCUCAUUUCUACCCUUAGGCGCAUCAGGGAUGAAGAGCUCGAGCAUCUGGACCACGCCGUCGAGCACGAUGCCAAGCAGGCCGAGCCGCAUUGGUUGCUGACGGGUGUGAUUCGGUACGGCUGCCGUGGGGCAAUUUGGGUAAGUGAGCGAGUGUGAAGUGGGUGUAUUUUGUACUUAUACGGCAGUAGUCUUGUAUUAUUAUAAAGCUAGCACCUGAUAGCUGCAUAAAAGCCUCA